AUGGAUUUUCUGCAGGAACUCCCUGAACAAAUAUUUCGAGACAUCUUAUUGAGAGUGUCAUACGAAUCUCAACCAAAGAUUAAAGAGUUGUUAGAACCUGCUAAAGAAAUGAUGGAAUCUUCCGAUUUCUACCAAGAUAGAAUUAAGUUUGGUGUGGCUAAUAACUAUAUAUGCUUGCUCAUUCAAUAUACUGCAUACUCAUAUAUGAUAUCUAUAUACAAUCCAGUUGAUGAAUCAUUUAUACUGCACACUCGUAUUCCCCGUCGUUUUGAAGCCUCAAAUUAUCCUCGCAUUCUCUAUGCUAAAAAUAAGCUUGUUUUACUGGGCCUGCAAUUUGAUGGGAGUUAUACUUCAACAAUUUUGAUAUAUGAUUUAUUAUCUAAUACAUGGAAGCAAGGUGCUCAAAUUCCAAUUGCUCAAAGAAUAAAUAAUUUUGCAUGUUGUGUCUCGCCUGAAGGAUUGAUUUAUAUUGCAGGAGGGUAUUUCAAUUAUAAUUGGGUCAAUUUUAGGCGGGAUUUUAGUCGUAAAGCAGCAGUAUAUAAAGUAGAUGAAGACGAGUGGGAGCUUCUUCCUGACAUGCAACAUGAAAUGACCGAUUGUGGGGGUGUAUUUUAUGAAGGAAUGUUUUAUGUCAUUAGUCGUAACAAUAGAACUCAAAGAUUUGAUCCCAACACAAGAGUAUGGACAAUACUUAAUUUGUCUUCUCCAAUUCCACAGUCCGUCCAUGUUAUGUUUGGACGACUAAUUGCAGUUACAGACAGUAAAAUAGAGCAAUAUGAUUCGGAGGGAAAUGUGUGGCGAGAAUUGGAACCCCUCCCCAAAUUCCUUCAUUAUGUUAAGGCCACAGUGUGGACUGAUCGAAUUUUCUUGUGCGGAUAUGAAAGCAGUCGCUGUCGGCGUCUAAAAUUUUAUAUGUAUAAAGUGGCAGCAGAGAGGUGGAUUUCUUUCAGUGAACCAAAAUUUUCAGAGGAAGUAAUUCUAGUCACAUCUAUUUUCACCAUAGAAAUUUAA
Cryptomeria japonica (Japanese cedar) is the source of this 1011-nucleotide messenger RNA. RefSeq names its product F-box/kelch-repeat protein At1g15670-like. Gene Ontology annotation, molecular function: protein binding. The transcript has a single exon. Gene Ontology annotation, biological process: negative regulation of cytokinin-activated signaling pathway; regulation of phenylpropanoid metabolic process. The record is from RefSeq and is a predicted model, not a curated record. The coding region runs from base 1 to 1011 and encodes 336 amino acids. Lineage: Eukaryota; Viridiplantae; Streptophyta; Pinopsida; Cupressales; Cupressaceae.